ACCCCUCGCCCGCGGUUCGUUUGAUCCGCCAACACCGGGCGCCCGGCCCUUCCGCCACCGGCCUUCGGUUCCCGAACCCCCACUCCUCCGCCCUCUCCGCCUCGCCACACCCGCCGCUCCUCCCCUCCACGCCUCCCACGCUCCCUCCCCCCCACCGCGCCUUCGCAUCCGCGCAAGGAAUAUACCUUCCGUGGCGUCCCCUGCUUCCUCCCCAUCCUGUAUUAGUGCGUCCCUGCCGCUCAGUUUCUCGGUCUCCCUGCCCCUGCGCUCUCUCGCCAUCGGUUUGGAUCUUGGUCGCCUCGGCGGGUUCGCAGGAUAGUCAACGAGCAUAGAGUUCACGUUGCCUGAUUACCUUAGUUGCUGUUAUGCGAUUUAAGGUGCUGUCCAAACCAUUCUGGAUAAAUUAUGUUGCAGGAGGACUUUAAAAACUAGCUGCCCGGUGAAAUUCAAAAUUUUCUCCUGUGUUCUAGUGAACUCACUUCAGAAGCUUGUUUGCGCUAUGUCUUACGCAAACUGUUUGAAGAAACAUCCCUAUAGAAUUGUCUUUCCAUAUGCCAACUCCAUCCUCAGAGCUUCUUUAGAGAAAGGCUACCCACAAAAGUCACUGAAGGACUAUAGCACUUUGCUCCAUUUCACUGCUUUCUGCCCUGAUUACAGAACUUAUGCUCUUCUUCUCAGAGCUUGUGCAAGAUGCUCAGACCUCUAUGCUGCCAUGGAAAUCCAUUGUCAUCUUACUAAAGUUGGGUUGCUAUCUAAUCAACAUAUAACACCUAAUCUGCUCAAGUUAUAUAUUGCUCAUGAUCGCAUGUUGGAAGCACGCGAACUGUUUUGGUCAGUGCUGGAGUGGAGUACUGAUCCCUUCCAUGGCAACUUGAUGCUUAUGGGAUUCCUGAAGAGUGGACAGCUAGAUAAAGCAUAUCAGAUUUUCAAGCGGAUGCCUGUCAAGGAUUUGGUCUCAUGGAAUUCAAUGAUUGCAGGUGCAGUAAGAAGCUCACACCUGAAAGACGCAAUGAAUAUUUUUAGCAGGCUGGUCAGUUCAGGUCUUGUGCCUGAUGGCUUCUCAUUCUCCUCAGUUCUUUCAGCAUGUGCUCGUGCUGGUGCUCGGCGAUAUGGGGUCUGGGUGCAUCAACUGAUGAUGGAAUUGGGGGUGGAAAUGAAUCAUAUCAUUAGCUCAGCACUUGUAGACAUGUAUGCCAAAUGUGGAAGAAUUGAUGUGGCAACUGAGAUAUUCAAUACAGUCAAGAGAAACCAUAUUUCUGUGUGGAAUACAAUGAUUAGUGGCCUGGCAGCACAUGGUCUUGGGUCCGACGUAGUGAUUUUGUUCCGCAAGAUGAAAAGUGAAGAAGUGAUUCCUGACGGGCUUACAUUUGUUGCACUCUUGACAGCAUGCAGCCACUGUGGCAUGGUUGAAGAGGCUCGCCAAUACUUCAAAUCAAUGACUACAGAGUAUUCUAUCACACCAGAGGUUGAACACUAUGGUGCAUUUGUGGAUGCAUUGUCACGAGCUGGAUUGCUGGAUGAAGCAUACAACUUGGUAAGGUCGAUGAAUGUAAAGCCUGAUGCUGUGAUAUGGAGGGCUUUACUUAGCGCCUGUCGCAGGUAUCGCCAAACCAGAUUAGGUGAGGUCACUGUUGAGCAUAUGGCAUUCUAUAGCAGUGGGGAUUAUACCCUUCUUUCAAACAUCUACUCAUCAGCAAAUAGAUGGAAUGAUUCAGAGGAACUAUGGAAACAGAGGAAACAAAAGAAAAUUAAGAAGAGCAAAGGAUUGAGUUGGGUUGAGUUAGGGGGGAGCACACAUGAAUUCAAAGCCGGUGAUCGAUCUCAUCCUGAUAGCGAGGAUAUAUACCAAGUGCUGCAUGGUUUAUCUAAAAGAGCCAAGGUUGAAGGUUAUGCUCCAUUGACUGAGCUAGUAACAAAAGAUGUCUCAGAGGAGGAAAGAGAAGAAAACCUUACCUUCCACAGCGAGAAAUUGGCAGUGGCUUAUAGUGUCCUUAAGACUGGUCCAGGGACAGAGAUAAUGGUGUCAAAGAAUCUGCAGACUUGCAGUGACUGUCAUGAAUGGAUGAAGAUAAUCUCAAAGGUACUUUGCCGUGUUAUAAUUAUGAGAGAUAGAAUUCGAUUUCACCGGUUUGAAAGCGGAUGCUGCUCCUGCAAGGAUUAUUGGAGUAGCAAUACCUUUGAUGCCCCAUCCACUCCAUUUAUGCAAUGUCCUUGUCUUCUAUUUGCUCUUGAGCAGCUUAAAUCGCUACAUACCUACAAUGUUGCUGAAAAGUUUUCUGGAGUCAAGACCGAAUGGCCUGCAACUAUCCUUGUUUUUGAUAUUGAAACUACUGGCUUCUCACGUCGUGAAGACAGAAUUAUUGAGUUUGCUGUUCGUGAUCUUAUGGGGGGGAAGAAUAGCACUUUCCAGACACUCAUAAAUCCCGAGAAAGAUGUGAAAAAUACAUAUAUUCAUGGUAUUAGCAACAACAUGCUCAGCAGGCCUGAUGUUCCAAGAUUUGGAGAGCUUAUCCCCAUUCUGCUACAAUAUGUUUGGAGUCGUCAAAUGGAUGGUAAACCAGUUCUGUGGAUUGCUCAUAAUGGGCGUUCCUUUGAUGUACCGUUUCUCUUCUUUGAGUUCCGACGGUGUAAGGUACAGAUGCCUGGUGACUGGCUUUUUGUUGAUACUCUUCCUAUUGCAAGACAAUUGGUUGAUUCUAAGGGGUCAAAACUAAGCUCUGUGUCAUUGGAGAAGCUGAGAGAACGCUACAAGAUCCCCCUCACGGGGAGUGCGCACCGUGCCAUGCAGGAUGUGACAACCCUUUGUUAUGUGCUUCAGAAGUUGACUUUUGAGCUGAAACUAACUGUUCCUCAGCUGCUGGAGAAGUCUUUCCGAGCAUCAGAUCUUCCGGCGACACGUCCUGAAAAAUAACUGCCAUCUGCCUUGCAGGGAAGGGAAGGCCGCCUGGAAGCUAGAUUAUUGUUCAAUUGUUGUUGUAUUAUUGCAGAGAUGUUAUUCUGAGAUCCCAACUCUGAUUUCAUUGAUGCACCUUCUAACAACAGAAUAAAGCCAGCCUGAUUGUCACUGAUUCAUAUCAGUAGUACAGUAAUAAGUAUUACUGAUACUCUGCCUUUGUAGGCUUGUAUACAUUACUGAAUAUUAAUUAAUUCGACAUACAUUUACUUGAUUGCAAAAUUA
Molecule: messenger RNA, 3178 nt
Organism: Panicum virgatum (switchgrass)
Lineage: Eukaryota; Viridiplantae; Streptophyta; Magnoliopsida; Poales; Poaceae
Product: pentatricopeptide repeat-containing protein At5g50990-like
Exons: 6
Coding region: 500-2911 (803 amino acids)
Biological process (GO): RNA modification; DNA catabolic process
Cellular component (GO): cytoplasm
Molecular function (GO): zinc ion binding; protein binding; 3'-5'-DNA exonuclease activity
Source: RefSeq, a predicted model, not a curated record